UAUAUACUAUCAGACAUUCAGACGAGAGAGGAAACAAUUAAAUUCGUCUGCUAGGAAAACAUGGCGACACUUGAAAAGUCGAACAUUUGUCGCCUUUGUUCUGCAGAUUUUGACAAUGGAAUUCAUAUAUUUGAAUCAAAUAAUUCUUCUUCACAACUGGAUUUAAUUAUCAACCGAUAUUUACCUUUAAAGAUCCUUGAUGAUGGAAAGCUACCCCGGCAGAUUUGUCUAUCAUGCAAUCAAGCAGUGAAAGAUAUUUCAACAUUCUUUGAUGUGUUGACAGCUGGACAAAGAAGAUUGCGGGAACUAUGGAAAGAACAGGUUGAAGCACUAAAGAAGGAAAAAAAGCAAUUGGAAAGAGCUGAGAAUUGUACAGAUAUAAACAGUGAUGCAGAACUAAUCUUAAAUCUUGAUGACCAACCGCUAUUCGAUGGCAAUCAUACAAUUAGCUUAGCCAUGGAGGGUAGAAAAACACCACGUCGAAAACCAGGACGUCCUCGGAAACCAAAACCAACUGAAGUUGAAGUUGAAUUUCUAAUUUCGGACAAUCUACAAAAGUCCAACGAAGAGCAAUCGGCAACAGAAGAUAUCGUUGAUCCCGAGCAGGCUCUGGAACUGAUGUUUAAAGAAGCGGAAGAAAAACGACUUACUUCAGGAGAACUUUCUCGCAUGCGCCGUCGCCGACGACUACCACAAAGAUUUCCAGGUGAAGUACAAGGGAAAGAAUUAGAAGCAAUCUUAAAAGACGAGGGGGUGAUUGAACCAGAUGAAGAAAUUGAAGAAAAUCUUGCUGAAGAAGAAGACGCUGAAAUUGAAGCAAUUGAUCUUCAGUUGAAUCGAGAAAACCAAGAUGAAAUUCAAAGAGAGAGCGACGAAGAAAAUGCCAUUAGUACGAUUGCGGAAGAAAGUGAAGGCGAAAGUUCAGUGGCCCGCAGUCAUAUGCGCAAAAAUACGCCGAAACCAAAGAUGAAGGGUAAAGUUGGCCGACCCAAGAAGCGACGCUUUAUAUGUGAAUAUUGCGGAAAGUCUUUCCUCCAUUCUGGGCAUUUUGAACACCACAUUCGCACUCGACAUGAACAAUCCCAGUUUGUAUGCCUGACGUGUAACGAAACGUACGUUACAAAGGAAGAACUAGUGUUGCACCAAAAUGAAGUCAAACAUACAGGAGAAGGAAUUUCGGAAGUUCAGAACAUGGACGAAAUUGACGGAGAUUUAGAUGAGUCUCAGGGCACAGAAUUUAAAUGCGCAUCAUGCGAAGUAGUUUUCCCGCAGCAAUCUGCCCUGACGAAUCACAUAGUGGAACAACACAUCACGGAAAACAACAACGUGUGUGAUGUAUGUGGCAAGACGUUCUCGCACCCGAGCUCGGUCGUCUACCAUAAAGAGGUGGUUCAUAGUAAAAGUGCGUAUGUGUGUAAAAUUUGCAACAAGGGCUUUAAACAUAAGCAGCUUCUGCAACGACAUAGUUUGGUGCAUUCAGAUGAUCGACCUUUUGUAUGCGAUGUUUGCGGCGCUACAUUCAAGACUCGGGCGAAUUUAUACAAUCAUAGUAAUAUUCACAGUGAAGAGAAGCCUUACCAGUGCACAUUUUGCGACGCCAAGUUUUCGCAUAAAACUUCUUUGAUCCUACACACUCGAUGGCACACCGGUGAAAAGCCAUACGCGUGUAAAUUCUGCGACAAGAGCUUUUCCCAGGGAGGAAAUCUUCAAGAGCAUAUGCGAAUUCACACAGGAGAGAAACCCUUUGGCUGUGAUGUUUGUUCGAAACGUUUCACAACAUCUUCACAGCAUCGGUUACACAUGAAGAGACACACCGGGGAGCGACCGUGGAAAUGUGAAUACUGCGGGAAAGAUUUUCUUCACAAAGAUUCCUGGAAGUGUCACCUUCGUCGGCAUCGUGGUGAAAAGCCCUUCUCUUGCCCUAACUGCCCUCGGACAUUCACAGAACAAUGGGCACUUAAAAAACACGUCCGACUUCACACCGGAGAGAAACCUUACUCAUGCGACAUUUGCAACAAGGCCUUCUCUGACUUGUCUAAUCUACAGAAACACAAAAAGACUCACAAGAAUCAGCAGUCAUCAAUGGAUGACGUUACUAUCACAACGGCUGCUUCCGCCUCGAACGAUGAAUCGGAAAAUGCACUCUCUGCCCUGACUGAUGGACAACACAUCUUUUACGUGACAACUGAUCAAACGCAAUUAGUACGAUUAAUUAGUACGAUUGGUUCAGAAGAGAGCGGCUUGAUGUCAGAUGGCACUAUUCAGUAUUCAUCCAUGAUGGAAAAUGGAGUUGCUAUGGUACAACUGGACGAAGAAGAAUCACGGCAUUUAAAUGUCGAAUUGCAAACAGAUCAGACUGAUGAUUCUGAAAGCGUCUUGGCCAUUGUUGGAGAUGAUAACACCGACCAAGUGCGUCAAGCUAUCGAAAUCACUACUGAAGACGGUCGGCGUGUCACUCUGCUCAUCCCGGCCAAUGGUGAUUCAUGUGAAAUAGCUCCUGACUAUUAAAUAUUACGUCAAAAGUAAACUUGUUUUGCCAUUGUCAACAAUCCGUAUUGGAUCAAUUAGUUCAAUAUUGUUAAACUUGAAAUCUGACAAGCCAAUUUUUGCACGGGAUCUUUUGAUGCAUGAAGUUUAGUGUCAUUUGUACGUCCUAACCAAUUAUGUCAAUGACGGACGACAUAUUCGUAAGUUAAGUAUCAAAAAUCCUUAUUGCGCCUCGAAUCCUUUGCUUCAAAAUCGAUACUUUACUUUUAUUUCAAAAUCGAUACUUUACUUUUAUGUGUGGCAUUUCCAAGAGUGAUUGAUGCCCAAGUUCCAAAAUAAAGUCCACCAGAGCUACUACGCAA
Molecule: messenger RNA, 2849 nt
Organism: Daphnia pulex (common water flea)
Lineage: Eukaryota; Metazoa; Arthropoda; Branchiopoda; Diplostraca; Daphniidae
Product: zinc finger protein 879-like
Exons: 12
Coding region: 61-2508 (815 amino acids)
Biological process (GO): regulation of transcription by RNA polymerase II
Cellular component (GO): nucleus
Molecular function (GO): DNA-binding transcription factor activity, RNA polymerase II-specific; RNA polymerase II cis-regulatory region sequence-specific DNA binding; zinc ion binding
Source: RefSeq, a predicted model, not a curated record